This is a messenger RNA of Argiope bruennichi, 1100 nucleotides long. It is a transcript of the gene Ktl, whose product is annotated as BTB/POZ domain-containing protein KCTD16-like. The record is from RefSeq and is a predicted model, not a curated record. The coding region runs from base 165 to 992 and encodes 275 amino acids. NCBI's taxonomy places the organism in Eukaryota, Metazoa, Arthropoda, Arachnida, Araneae, Araneidae. Gene Ontology annotation, biological process: protein homooligomerization. Gene Ontology annotation, molecular function: protein binding. The transcript is spliced from 2 exons.
UCUUGUUCAGACGGUGAAUCCGUACGCCUCCAGCCGGAUUCCUGAAAACCCGAACAUUCCUCCAGAUCUGAAUUCCCUCUUCGAUUGCAGGCUAAAGUCAAGGUUUCUCGAUUCCAGUGAAUAACAGAGAGCGGCCGAGGCCUUCGAAUUCUCAUACAUCUUGCAUGCUACGGGAAACGUCUGAGACUUGCGUUUGGCGGAGCAUGGAAUCGGAAGGGAGCGAUGAUUUUCCAUCAGUAGUCGAACUGAAUGUCGGAGGUGUUUUAUACACCACAUCCUUAAGCACACUCACCAAAGACACUAAAUGUCUUUUGGGCCAAAUCUUCACGGGCAAAGAAGGAAUUGGAAAAGAUGCCAAAGGACGUUAUUUCGUGGACAGGGAUGGCGUCCUCUUUCGGUAUGUCCUCGACUUCCUGAGGAACCAGAAGCUUGUACUUCCGGAAAAUUUCCACGAGAAGGAGCGCCUGAAGAACGAGGCUGAAUAUUUCAACAUGGCUGAUUUAAUAGCUUGUGUAAAUUCCCUAUCGACGGCAGCACCCCAGCCCGUGUCUCUACCCAGAAUGUCUUCCGUGUCCACACCAACAUCACCAGGUGGUCUGAUGCAAGCUACAGGUCAGCCUGGAUAUCUGACCAUCGGAUAUCGUGGAUCGUUUGCUUUCGGACGCGACGGACUGGCUGAUGUCAAGUUUCGGAAGCUGACGAGGAUAUUAGUCUGUGGGCGAGUGACCUUAUGUCGAGAGGUCUUUGGAGAUACUUUAAAUGAGUCCAGAGAUCCCGAUAGGGUCAAUGAAAAUCGAUACACAGCAAGGUUUUUCUUGAAGCACAAUUUCCUGGAGCAAGCGUUCGAUAAUUUGCAAGAAUCUGGAUUCCGCUGUGUGGCAGCAGCUGGAUCCGGGACAUCCGGGAGUGGAAAUGAGCCUCUCAAGCCGGGGAUUGACUUUGAGGAGAAUCGAUGGAAUCACUACAAUGAGUUUGUCUUUGUGAGACCGUGAGUGAGAGACAAAAUGCGAUCGAAUCGGUGAGACCGCGAUUUCAAAACUUAUUAAAAAGAUUUAAAUAAAUUCCCAUUAAAAAAAUGAGCAUGAAUAAUAACAAAAAAG